This is a messenger RNA of Guillardia theta CCMP2712, 762 nucleotides long. RefSeq lists its product as hypothetical. The record is from RefSeq and is a predicted model, not a curated record. NCBI's taxonomy places the organism in Eukaryota, Cryptophyceae, Pyrenomonadales, Geminigeraceae. The annotation marks the transcript as partial. The transcript has a single exon.
CUACGGUUCUGUGCCUGUCAGCGAACCGAGGCGAUGGGGUGCAUUUUGGUGAUGUUGUAGAAUCGCGUUGCAUUUCCUCAAUCCAGACUUGCAAACGACUGUUUGCUGAUAAGUACAGCAUGCAAGCUGCUACAGGUGAUCGUGCCAAUGACUAUGCGGGGCAUUGUGAAACAGCAAGCCCAAAUUCCGAUACCCCUUUCAACGUGUCAACAAGCUCGAACCAAGAAACGUUGAAAAACUUCUCUUCAUUGAGUGAGGAUGACGAUCUUCAUUCUCAAGUUGAAAAGAUGAGGGGGUAUCUCGAUUACUAUUGUGAUCAAGUCAACCUUUUAAAAAAAAUGGUUGAAGCUCGCGACUCGACGGCAGCGCAAACAGAAGCAGAGGCGAAGGAAUAUCGUCGGCAGGAGAAGCUGAGAAAAUUGAAGACAACUUCCAAGGCAAUUGCAUCAGCAAACAAUUGGUGGGCUCGCUCGCAUGCGAUAAGGAUCCCUUACAGAAUGCACUCGAAGUUUGAUAAUCAAGUUGGAGCAAGCCAUCAAUCUAUCAUCCAGGAUUCAAACUUUCAUAACAAAGUCGCACCAGAUCAACAAAAUAUCGCUGAGGAAGAGUAUGAGAACAAAGAAAGAGAAAAUGCGGAGAGGCAGAAGGAGAAGGGAAAGAAGAAGGAGAGAGAAAAGGAGAGAGAGAAUCAAUUGGAGAAUCCAACAGAAAGCCAGGAAGGGAACGAGAAUAAUGGUGACAGUGUAGAUGAUGAUGAAUCCA